CCAGCUGUUUAGCCUGUGUGUUUUUUUUAGACUGGUGCUAGUCGGUCAACACGUGGGGAGGAGAGGCUGACUUUCCACACAGGGACACGUUUGAAGACUCUCUACAUUAUCAGCAGUAUCGCUCUCAUAGUGGCGGCACCGAGGACCGUGAAAUACUGUGUAGCUGUUAGCGUCCUGAGGAAAUGCCGCUGAGGUUUCGCUCUGUCGUUCCCUACACGCUGCCCGGAGUCCUCGCACUGAUCGGCUGGUGGUGGUACAUCUCACGGAAGAAAGACCGCCUGAUAGGCCAUGAUGGUCCCGAGGGGGCCCCCGCCGCGAUUGGCCUGAGAACGUCUUCGACAGAAGGGAGCAACGGAUUGGUGGAGAAAGGCACAGAGAGCCCUACAAAUGACACAGUUAGCUCCGCCCACAUACCUGCACAGGGCGGGAACCCGAGAACACAACAUGUUUCCUCGGAAGUAGCGCCAAUAUGUGAGGACGCUGCUCCUCACCUGGACAGAGUCCCACCCCUCUCCGCUCAGACUUCACCUGGGAAAGAAGAAGAAGAGCUACAGCUGUCACUGAAGGAACAGAAAGAGCCGGAGAGAAGCUCGCUAUCAGAGCCGGAGCCAGCAGCAGAGGAGGCCAUCGUGUCCUCGCAGUCUACCAAAGUGUCAAGCUCCCCCUCCCUCUCUGACGCAGAGCGGCCAGAGCCCGAGGGGGAGGUCUCAAAGCACCACAGCACUGUAAAUGCACAGGAAGAAAUGCUAGUCUGUACCCUGACCCCCGCCAGAGUCCAGAGAGUGACCCCAUCAGAGGCUGACUCUCUGGAGACCCCGCCUUCAGCACAGGAUUUCCACCAACACGUCCUGACCAGCACGCCGGCCUUCCCCUCCACGUCUCUGGCCUCCACAUCCCUUAAUGCCAUCCAGGACUCCUCGGCUCACUCGUCAGAGACCACCCAGGAUGACCAGGAGCCGGAUCUGGAGCUUCUGGCAGCUGGACUUAUAACUGAGGUCAUCUCGGCAGCCACCCAGGAGGUCCUUGGUGUCACCAGCAGCCAGGUAACAGACCGCAGCGGCAGACUCUGCUCCCAACAUGAGCCAAUCAAAGCGGAGCAGCUCCACCUGCUGACCAGCCCGUCACAGAGCAAUAAGGAGGGGAUGUCUAAUGGCAUCUCCUCGGCUGCAGGAUGGGAGCCUGCAGAGCUCCGAAGUCAUCAGACACUCGGUGCACAGAGAGGACACUGGCCGGCUGCUCAGAGCUCGUCUCUACUCAACAAGCUGAGAGGAGACGAGGCGGCGGCGCUCGCCGAGGACUCAGCCUGCAGCACAUGUCACUCCGAGGACGGUGUCAGCAGCGAGGACCUGCACAACAGCAUGUUUGACAACCACACGGACAUCAUCCAGGUGACAGACCUGUCGGUGAGAGAAACCUCCCAGACUCCGUCACUGGUGGAGUCGGCAGCAGAGGAAACGAUUCAGGCUGAAGGGGACGACAUCUCGGUGGACGCUGCAGGAGACAUAAAGAGGCUGAACGGGAUGGGACUGAGGAACGGAGCGCAUGGGGCGUGUGAGGAGACGGAUCAGUCCGGAGGCUCUGAUGUGAACAGUAUGGACUCGGUGGACAGCGGUUGCACGAUGGGCCUUAGCGACAGUCAGAGUAACCACGCGGCGUCCUCCAGCUCGGAGCUCAUCAUCUGGGAAAUCGAGGUGCCAAAGCAUCUGGUCGGCCGGUUAAUCGGGAAACAAGGGAGAUACGUGAGCUUCCUGAAGCAGAACUCGGGCGCCAAGAUCUACAUCUCCACUCUGCCUUACACACAGGAGUUCCAGAUCUGUCACGUGGAGGGCACGCAGCAGCAGGUCGACAAAGCUCUGUCCCUCAUCGGGAAGAAGUUCAAAGAUCUGGACCUGACCAACCUUUAUGCACCGCCUCCGCCCCCCCUCACGUUACCAUCACUUCCUAUGACCUCGUGGCUCCUGCUCCCCAGCGGCGUGACGGUCGAGGUGAUCGUGGUGAACAUCGUGUCGGCGGGUCAUGUCUUCGUGCAGCAGCACACACACCCCACGUACCACGCCCUGCGGAGCCUCGACCAGCAGAUGUUCCUGUGCUACUCGCAGCCGGGCACGCCGGCGCUGCCCUCACCUGCUGAAGUUGGCGUGAUCUGUGCAGCUCCGGCAGUGGAGGGAGCGUGGUGGCGAGCUCAGGUGAUCACCUUCUACAAAGAAACGAACGAGGUGGAAAUCAGAUAUGUCGACUACGGAGGCUACGACCGAGUCAAGAUCGACUCGCUACGACAGAUCAGGUCUGAUUUCGUGACACUCCCGUUUCAAGGUGCUGAGGUUUUACUCGACAACAUCGCUCCUCUUCCAGGAGAGGAUCGCUUCUCAGCCGACGCCACGUCAGCGCUGGAGGAGAUGACCAGAGGAGCGGCGCUGCUGGCCCAGGUCUCGAACUACGACAACAACACGGGCCUCCCUCUGGUGCACCUGUGGAACAUGGUGGGAGAAGAGGUGAUUUCAGUGAACCGCACACUGGCGGAGCGAGGUCUGGGGGUUUGGGUGGACGCUUUCUGAACUCCUCACAUCCUCUGAGCUCCAUCUUCAUCCUCCACCCUCAUCAGGACCCGGGUCACCCACCACUGGAUCGAUAAAGUUUUCUUUUGUUUGUUUUUUGUUCCCCCCCCCCCCCCUCCCCCCCCCCCUCAAAUUCUUAUUGAAAAGAAAUUUAAAAAAUAGUUUCCAGGCAUGGAUCCUCGGAGAACACGCCGUGCUUCACAAUAAUACGACUUCCUGUCCUGAUCAUGAACGUUGAAAGAAUUUCAACAAGGACGGGAAUACUUGUAAAUGUUUUCUUUUUAAAAAAAUAAAUCUAUAUUGUAACUCAAUAAAGGUUCAACUGACAUCACGUUCUGCUCCCCGACCAUCCUACGUUCACUGACUGGAUCGUCACUCGCUCCUUGGCUGUAGGUCGCACGUUUUGGGUGUUUUUGGAUAAAAAGGGGGUCAGUAUUGCUGCAGAGACUCCUCAGGGUCUCUAUCCAGCGCCAACUGCGGGACUACUUUUUCUCGUCCUUGCAGUGCGUCACAGACGAACAGCUGAGCGCACAGAAAGCAGCUCCUCUCCUCUGAACAUUUCUCAGACUAAGGAUUAAUCUCACCUCAGCGCCACAAGGAGAUCAUCAUCAGGGUUUUUUUUUUUUUUUCUGGUCUCAGACCACUGAGCUCCUCGUCUUUAAAGUCCAGAAACAAUAAUUAACAUUUCACCGACAUGAAUCUCAGACGUUCACCCCGCUUGGAUUCCCACAUCGUUAGAGUUCAAACUAAUUUCAACUUCUGAUCAGACGUCUUCGUCCUGGCGUUGCCUUGUUGGACCGGAUAGGACUUUAAGGUUUCACAUCGACCAAUCAGAAUCUCUAACUAUGAUGUCAUCUCCUUCCUCCCAAUCAUGUGGAGUGUUUCUCAUGAACUUAAAUUCAUCGUUCAAACAUGAAGACGUGGAAAAGGUCUAGUGUGGUGAACGUGGCGAGUAUUUCUGCUGCUGACGGUUUAAACAGCGAUGUGUGCACUGAUUUACAAUCAUUAAUGAUUCUGUUGAUUAAACGUUUGUGUGUGUGUUAGAAUCAGGAGAUGAGAUGUCCUAACAUGAGGACCAGGGGCGUGUCCAGAGGCUUGUCCCCCUUGAAAUCUAAUCGCCAUGAAGAACUGCGAGCGAACUCCAGCAGGAAAAACAAAUGUAUUCUAAACCUUCCUGUUCUUUAAAUAGCUAAAGUCUUCUUGACUUUUGGAUAGUUGCAGUUAUUUACUGCUUUGAGUUGUAAAUUUAGACCAAAAGCACAUCAUCUUUUUGAGUUACUAAAAAAAUAAGCUAAGAGAAAAGUUAGUCACUCUGGACGUUCAGAUAUCAGACAGGAAAUGCUAUUCGUUUGUUUGUUUGUGCACAAACUUCAGGCCUCCCCCCUGAAUAAGUCAGGACCCCAGCUGGUCCCCCUAGCCAUGAUAGUCUGGACACGCCCCAUAUAAGGACAAAUGAUGCGUUCCAUUAACCUCGUAAGUCAGAGCUGGUGAUGACGUCACGACUGAGUUAAUGGCGUUCCACUAACUCAUUAGUAACAUGGAGGCCUCCAAGAGAAUGUUUGUUAGCUUAAAGCUGAAGACAAGCUACGUGAAGGUUUGAGAGAGUACUGACGCUGUGAUGGAUUUAAUGACACUAAAACAAAACUAAAUCUCUAAUGAACACUUCAAUGUGCAGCUUCAACUACUGUGGAUGCUCAGAGCAGCCAUGUUGGAUUUUCACUCAGACUACUGAAGUUUUCGAGUUUCGACUUCCAGAGUUGUUCGUGAUGCCGUAUCAGACCAGCAACUUGAUAUUUCUGACUUCUGAGAUCAAAUUAAACGCACCAAAACCCAUCACAGUUGAAGUUUAGAAUAGAGCGCUUGAUCUCAUAUUGAGCUUAUUCCACAUUGCCACAUUAUCGUCACAUUAUCGCCACACGGAGGUCAGUUUCCUCUGAAGCGACACCCUGAUUGCAAAGCUAAAUGUAAAGUCGAGCAGCUGAUGAACUGUAAAAACAACCUGAGGAAUAAUAAACUCACCACUUCUUGAUUUAUGAGCAAUAAAGAAUAAACUGACACUAUAUAUUUAUUUAAAGUUAAAACAUCGUCUCUAUAACCCAUUAGCAACUUCGGUACAAAAGUGAAUGUUAGCAUUCUGCUACAACUAAGCUAACCUGCUAGGAGUGGCUUAAUACUAACCCCACCAGUCAAUGGGAAAGGGCUAAUUCACAGCUAAUGAUGUUAGCUAGCAAAGUGUUUGUCAGCUGGAAUAAAUAUUAGCUUUUGGUAACUAAAAAAAAGUUAGCUAGCUGAUAUCAUUAGCGUAAAAGUGCACCUUUCCUUUUCUAUUCCUCUAAGAGCAGGAAGUGGUAGAAUGCUAACAUGAGCUGUCUGUCUGAUAGCAUGCUAACAUGAGCUGUCUGUCUAAGGGGUUCAAAACAUGGUGUUUAAAAAGCGGUUAAUUUAUGUCGCCCGGGUGGAUUUAUUAAACUUAAACUAUGUACGAACUUGAACUCGGGAUUACGACUUCAUUACUGUUUUAGCUCCGUCUGUCGUGAUCGUUUUAGUCCUCAUUCUGGUUUUAAGUUAGUUUGGCUCUGAGGCCUUAAAUCUGAGAAACGUGAAGUCAUUCUGGUUUUCGGGGCCUAAACCAGGAAACCAGUUCAGCUCGGUCUUGCUCGCUGUGGGGUCAUGGUCGGGGUCGCAGGUGCGCCCAGAUUAAUUAGAACAUGAACUCUGUAAUAAUAUCAAAAGGGAUGACAUUUAAAAUCAGUGGGCGGUUCAUUUGAUUAGUUUGUCCUCGUUGCUGAAGAAACGCGACUUGUCUCAAUCUCUCUUUGAUUUUAUGAACUAUGUCGAUCGAGCGUCACAAAGACAUCUCGUCUUUCUCCGUCAGCCUGAACAAACGCCAUGUGGUUCAUGUGUGAGCAAUAGUCAAACAUCCAAACCAAACGUCAAGUAAAUCCUCGACCUCUGAACCCUUCAUCGUUUAAAAUGAUUGUCGAGAGGAGCGCCGCGUCGGUAGGAUUUGUCUCUAGGUCAGUUCCAGGUUACGUAGCUGUGCAUGACUCACUGGUCAGACGGACUUUGAGGGUCAAAGGUGAUCGCUACAGAUUGCCUCGUGUGAGUGCGCCCUCAGAUGGCUCCGCCUCUCUUUCACUCAGAGCAGCUUUUUGUUAGAACUUGACCGAAGAUCCGUCAUUUUUUUAUUUCACGAAUUUCAACGUGAGGGCGCAGCUGGCGGGAGAUAAACGGGUUAUUGACCUUCAUGAAUUUAGACUUGAAUGAACUCAGCACAGGUCGUCCACAUGGUGGUGCUGACUGGGAGCAGUAGCCAUAUUGUCUACGGUCAGCGUGUGUUCACCUGGUCGUCGUCCCCCCGUCCCCCCCCCGAUCAAACUCCAGAUGUUGGUUUGUCUGUAAAUAAGAUGUCUGACUGUAAUUUUCUAUAACACUGGACAGAAAGAGAUAUAAAGGGAACAUGAUCAUGUUUGGUUUCUGUUUGUUUUGUUCUGGUCCUCCUCCUCGCCCUCGCCCUCCGUCACUCACUCACGGCGUGCGGCUGGUCUCUACGUGUUUGCAUAGUUAGACGACGAGUCGACCUUUGCAUUAUUUUUGAAGGGUGUGAAGUUCUUGUGCCCAGAAGCUUUUAACAUGUACAGGUUUUUGCUAGGCUCCUCUUCAGUUGAUUGUACAGAUCUGUUAGGAGAAAAGAAUAAAAGUUAUUCAAAGUG
Labrus mixtus (cuckoo wrasse) is the source of this 6268-nucleotide messenger RNA. It is a transcript of the gene akap1b, whose product is annotated as A kinase (PRKA) anchor protein 1b. Gene Ontology annotation, molecular function: RNA binding. Bases 183 to 2555 code for a protein of 790 amino acids. Lineage: Eukaryota; Metazoa; Chordata; Actinopteri; Labriformes; Labridae. The transcript has 11 exons. The record is from RefSeq and is a predicted model, not a curated record.